AUGGUGGUCCAGACUAUACUCACUGUUGUAAUAGCAACAGUGACAGCUUACAGUGUAAUUGUGGGAGGCUCACUGGUCCAGAUUUUUUGGAUGCUGCUGAACCAGCAGAGGUUGGUUAUGUACUUUGUGGUCUUAGGGACUUUUAUGAGCGAGGAUGUGAGGGAUGUGGUGAAACAGCAGAAUUUUGGACUUUUUGAUAUGGGGUUUUUGGAAGAUGCAGUCCCGAAGUUGUCAAGAGGGAUGGAUACUAAGCAGAAGACUGGAGAGUUGAGAGAGAUCGGGUUUGAUUAUGAGAGCUGAUUUAGGAGUUAUUGGGUGCCAAUAUUUGGAAUUUUGCUGGUUUGGCUGUUCCAUGUUUCAGCAAGGAUUGUCUUUAAGAUCUUCCCUUCUCUCAAAAAGCCUGGAUCUAAUAAUAAAGAGACUGAUAAAAAGAUUCAAGAAAGCAAACAAGCUAUCAAAGAGCAAAAUAAGGAAGAAAAUCUAGAUGAAGAAGAGAAAGAAGGAGGAAAUGAAGAAGAUAAAGAUAUAGAAAAGCAAACUCCUGAUGACACUGCUAUGAACAAUACUAAUGCUCAGAUUGCUCUCAACCAGUCAAAAAUGAACACUUCAAACAGAAAUACAAUGAUUGAUCCUGUUUAUAAUGAAGAAGGAGAAGAAACAAAGAGAGAGUUAAUGAAAAUGAAAAAUAAGAAAAAUCUCAAGCGAAAUAAAAAGAAAAUACAAGAAGAUACUCAGUCUGAAAAUAGUGAAGAUGAGAUAGCACUACAAACCAAAAAGUCUUGAAAACAGAUGACUAAAGCCUUUUGUAAAAGCAUUAUAGUUAAGCCAUGGAUCUUGAAAGUGCUUUCAUCGAAUAUUUACUGGAACAUUUACUUCAGGUUCAUGCUAGAAUCUUUUAUGGGCAUCUUAGUUAUGUCUAUUAAUGAGAUCAAAACUAGUGAAGCAGAGACAUCAUGGCAGAGAUUCUCCCUUUCACUAGCUUACAUGCUUCUGAUAAUCUACCUUGCAUUCUAUGGCUUCGUCUGGCUCAUAGGAUUCAUAGAAUACAGGAGAAGGAACGGAUAUCUAAGGGUGCCCCAGGAUGAUCAAGAUGAUAAUGCUCGGCUGAAAGAAGACAAAGAGAAGAUUUAUCAAGAAUUAUUUAGUGGCUUAAUCAAAUCUCCAUUUGCUUCAUUCCACCAAUCUUUUAACUUAUCUAGAAUUAUUUUUAUGACAUUCCUAACCACUGUGCUCAAUGUGUAUAACCAGUCAAGCGUAUGGAUAAUAUUUAUGCUGUUCUUCAUCAUGCAGAUGGGUUAUGUCUAUCUCGGGGUAAAUUACCAGAAAUUUGACCAUUUGGCUUGAAAAGUUGCCUAUAUAACAAACGAGAUCUUCUUCUGAGCCUAUAUUGUACUAUUUAGCUUCCUCAAAACAGAGGAGGACUGGAAGAGCUGUAAAUAUUUGAAUAUGACACCUAUAGCUGCAGCUGAAGAAGUAGUACUGGCAGUGCUCUAUAGUAACAUAGGGAUAAUUCUGGUUACACAGCUCUGUGGGUGCUUUGUCCAAUCCAAGAUUACGUAUAAAAAUUCAAAGAAUUUCUUACUAGGAAUAAAACCAGAAAUGACUAAUAAGGCAAAUGCAAGGAAAUCCUCCAAAAUCAACGCUGGCACACAAACCAUGAAUCUCCCAAAGAAGAGUAAAUUCUUAUCAACCCCCAAAAAGACUUCUAAGAAAUCCACUUUGAGGAUACCCAAAGCUGGGAAAUCAUCUAAAAAGAAACAAAAUGCUCUUGCAAAUAGUAAUAAAUACAAGCCUUAUCAGGAAGAAGUCAAGACCACUAAAUCAUCAGACAAGUCUAAAGGGUUGCUCACUCCUAAUAAUAAAGGCAAGAAAUCAGCAGCAAAUAGCCCCAGAGCUGGAGCAAAAGGCAAUUUGUUAGAUCUAAAACCUUCCCAAGACUUGAAAUUUCCAGAGAAAUCCGUUGCGUUGAGUCCAAAUAUUCGUGGAUCAAAGAAAGCAGGAGUAAAGACUCCUAAGAAAGGGGAUCCAAAGGCUAAAAAUUCUGUUUUAAAGUCUCAACAACUCUCAAAGCUUCAGUUAGAUGCUUUGGGCACUCCAAAAUCUAAAAGACUGCUUCCAGCUCUGACUAAUACUAAGAAGCCUAAGAACUUAAAGACACCUAAGAAUCCAAAGACUCCUAAAAACCCAAAGAAUAACGCAAAGAUUCAAAAACAAAAGAAAUAGAGAAAUUCGAUGUUUU
Molecule: messenger RNA, 2239 nt
Organism: Moneuplotes crassus
Lineage: Eukaryota; Ciliophora; Spirotrichea; Euplotida; Euplotidae
Source: the annotation of a GenBank genome assembly